This is a messenger RNA of Pisolithus orientalis, 1849 nucleotides long. RefSeq lists its product as uncharacterized. Gene Ontology annotation, cellular component: nucleus. Gene Ontology annotation, molecular function: DNA binding; catalytic activity. The record is from RefSeq and is a predicted model, not a curated record. The transcript has 5 exons. Lineage: Eukaryota; Fungi; Basidiomycota; Agaricomycetes; Boletales; Pisolithaceae. Gene Ontology annotation, biological process: base-excision repair. Bases 76 to 1776 code for a protein of 566 amino acids.
AGUUUCCGGUCCGGCAGUAUCCGACGGUCCGGGCGAGGACGAUUUAGCUUCCGUCACGCCGUCAGUGGGACGGAAAUGGACGAUGGUUGUAUCAGUACUCCAAGACCGGUAGACCCUGCACUCUCACAAUGGCUCAGACAGUCCUUCUCAUUCACCCCAAAAACACCGCUCAGCACCUCUACCAGUGCCAUCCCACGCACACCUCUUCGAUCCGCUGGUACUGGCACUAGAGAGUCUAGGAACCCGUCACUCCGACCGGCGAGCACCAGGCGGAAGAGGACAGAACAUAAUGCAUCAGUCGAGGAGGAGACACUUCCGGCGAUCAAGAAACGACGAACUUCUCGUCGAAACAAGGCGGAUUUCGACAACAAAGCCUUGUCACAGUCGGACAGUCGAGUCGGUCGGUCCGGUCCUGCAUCAUCGGUCGCGUGCACUACGACCAUGACUCGAGGACAGGGUCGUCGGAUGAUAUUGGAAGCUGUGGAAAUUACGAAGCCGGAACGUCCUUCGCGCAGCACACAUGUACUGGAUGAUUGGACACAGAUGCAGGACUACGCUCCUGGGUCUAGUGCACCGUCUGCGUUACCUGUUGGAGAAUCAGUUUCUGUUGUCCCUCAGAAGCCCAAGACGCGGAGCUCCACGCGCCGUACGAAGACACCCAACACCUACCGUAGGGACGGCGCUGAUCGAACGCUUGGAAAGCGGACGACAUGCGAUAAAACGCAGGGAGAUGUGGUCAACAGCCAUUUGAGCGAACACCGGCGGUCAUCUGUGUCGCGCUCUCGUUUUAAACGGGACGAUACGCUGUCGGUUUCGACAUUUGUUACAUCAGAGGCCCCACCAAAGACGUCCAAGUACUUCACGGUACCAUAUCAACCCGCGGCCUCAUUCCCUACCCCCAAAUCCACCAUCAUCGCGGAUACUAAUACUAAACUGACUGAGUUACCGAUAUUAACCCCAACAUCUGCUGAAAUCCCGGCAUGCCGCACGCCAGAUCCCACAAAGCGUUCUAUAUCUGUCUUCCACAUUUCUUCGCAAGAAAAACAUGAUGAUUUGGUAAAAGACUUCAUGGUCAUGCUCCAGAUCCUUAAACCGAAGUUAAUUCAAGAAGCCGUAUGCCAUGAUCCUUGGAAAGUCUUACUUGCUGUCAGGUUGCUCAAUGUUACGACGGGUCGCAUGGCUAUACCAGUUUUCUGGAAGAUUAUGCACCGGUGGCCCACACCUCAGCGUCUCGUAGAUGCGCCCCUGGAUGAGCUAAUCGAGUUCAUUCGUCCUCUAGGGCUCUACAACAAACGAGCCAAGUGGUUUAAAGACAUCUCACGAUGUUACAUCGAGGACCCGCCACGGUACUUCAUAAAUUCCUCGUAUCCUUCCCCUGAUACGUGCGCGGCGACUUCAAUCAAGCCCGCAUGCAAGCGGAAGACAAGGUCCUCUUACCCUGAUACCCCAAUCUCCCAUUUCCCUGGUGUAGGCCCGUAUGCUUUUGAUUCUUUCCGGAUCUUUUGUACCAGUUCAUACGGGCCCGGGGUUGAAGCCAGAGCAGAAGAGGAGUGGAAGCACGUCAUGCCAAGCGAUAAAGAACUCAUCCGGUAUUUGCGGUGGAAAUGGGCAUAUGAAGAGCAGAAAAUAUGGUAUCCGAUCAAGGGUGUCAUCGGAGAUGUGAAUCUUCCGUAUCUGAUCAGCCUAGUUGAUGAAUUGGCAGAACAUUACGAUACCACGGUUGGAGGGGAAGGAUAUAUUGAUACAUUCAUUGGGCGCAUUUCGGGUAAUUGCUAGCCAAAUUCAGCUACACAAACUCUGACAAACAUUUAAUACUUUUGAGUUACAAAACAGAUUCUUUGGGAUUUGA